AAGAAGAAGAGUCUCCUGGAGGUGUGGAGUUGGAUCUUUCUGAGCUCUUCUCUUCGUUUAACGUUUAUCCUCUGAACCCCGGUGCACAAAGUGGGCGUGGCUUCACAUCCUUAGUCCUCCAGCUGAGUGGAGCCUCCUCCACUCCUCCUCCUGGUGGAAGCUAGCCGUGCACCAUGUCCAAGUAUUCGUGGAAGCGCCGUCUGAGUCCGUGGUUGUGUGUGGAGCUCCUCCUCCUGCUGCUGCUGCUCCUCUCAGACUCCUCCUCCGCUGUAUCCAAGAAGGAUCUCCCAGACCCGGCGGAUCUACCGCAGGUCAGCGGAACACAAGGGGGCAGCACUACUCUGGAUGGGAGCGAUGGUGUCGCCACUUCUGUGGACAGCACUCAAAAGCCUCCAGAGACGAAGGACUCCCAGGUCACCGUCGGAAUCGCGUCCGUCAGCCAACCGUCGGUUUCUGUGGCGCAGAGCGACUCCAGCUCGAACAAUGAAUCUCUGACCACGGCCACGACGGCGGCGCCGCAGGUUCAGACCUCCCUCAACUCGUCCUCCACCACCCCGCCCUCGCAAGGGGAACCAACGGCCUCGCCAUCCACCCGGCAGCCGUCUACAUCCAGUGAUCCGACGGCGUCGGCAGGGAAGGGGCCUCCAUCUGCUUCGACUGUCAGCUCCACUGCAGCGACUGCAGACGCCAUCACCAUCACGACCACGCCUCUGGCAGCUCCUACCACCAUGACCGCCACCAGGCCUCCGGGAGCCCCCACCACCACGUCUGUGGGAACUCCUAACACCACCAACUCUACGCCUUCGAUGACGACUACAACUAGGCCUCCUACAACUCCUCCCACCGCAACAACCAGGCCUCCUACCACAACUACAACCACCACCACCACCACCACCACCACCACAGCAACACCACACCUUCCAACAACGAGAGUUCCUACUUCUGCUCCAGCUCCUCCCCCCUCCAGCAGUAACCGCACGCUCACCCCCGCCCUCAAAGACCCGGCCGCCUCCGCCCCCGCCUCCGCCCCCAGCGCCCUGACCCUGGGGGACACGGCGUCGCUGCUGGCCGUGCUGCUGUUCGGCCUGCUGUUCUUCCUGGUGACGGUGGCGGUGUUCGUCACGCAGGCCUACGAGAGCUACAGGAGGAAGGACUACACGCAGGUGGACUACCUGAUCAACGGGAUGUACUCGGACUCCGGCGUGUGAGCGAGGACGAGCGCGGCGCUCGGGGGCGUCGGUGCUGCGAGGUCUCGGGGCGACCCCCAGCCUCGGAUAUUUCAGGAAGUGGCGCUAAGAGACUCAAUCGACCAGCAAGGACUCCGUCUGCUCCGUCACUUCCAGGCUUUCUCCUUUCACUCGUGCUUCUCGGAGCGCCGGCUCGUCCCGCUUUAUCCGGUCAGCGUGGGUCCUGACUUCACUAUGUCCCGAUAACUCAAUGCCUUUCUAAUCACUGCUGCUCAAAACACGGUGGGAUCAUUUCAGUUCCGCUUCAUUCCACACCAUUUCCAUCAAAGUUCAGGAGUCGUUUUCACCAGUGUAGCAUGAGUGAGAGGCCGAAUGAAGACCAAAGCCGAGUGUGGCUGUGAAGCUCCCCCCGCCAUUUCCCCCCCGCCAUCAGAUGGUGACCGGUUCUCGGACUGCUGCUCUCCAGCUAAAGUGCCUCCGACAGGAAGUGCAGAUCAUGUGAUCAGAUUUACUGUCCAUCUUUUCAGAUGCCAGUGUUUCCACCUCCGUUUAAAAAGAUGCUAUAUUUUCCUCUCAGAAUAGUUAUUUUUUCACUAAUUUUGCUCUUAGUUUUUCCCGUCUUCUGAUAUUCUCAGAGCUUAAUUCUUCAUCUAGUGACAGCCUUCAUUUAGGUCGGAAUUAGUUGAGAUUUGUGUGAAUUGUUUUGUUUUUUAUUGUCGUCACUCUGACAGCUGCUGGUUUACUCACCAGGUGGAUGCUGGUGUUUUUUCCCUCAGGUGGGAUUAGAACCAGGCGAAGUAACGUGCACACUGAUCCCACGGUGUCUCACACACUCAUUCCAUCGUCAUCUGACUGAUUCGACUGUUAUGGGAGAGCACGGGUCGUGCGCGGCUCUGCGAACUCCCCGUCUCUUCCUGGCUCCCGCAGGUCCGGAUCAAUGUCUGACCUUUCCGUUCUCGCCAAUAUUUCUUCCACAUGUCCUUUAGUUUCAUAAGCAGAGAGUCGUAUCAGAGAACGGCCCAUCAGCCCGUGUUAGCGGCUGGACGCUAUCUGAUGGAACAGAUCGGUUGCCAUAGUAACCACUGGACUGCCCACCGGGAUGGAGAAUUCAGUAGUGAUGGAGCCUCCUGCUGUUCAUCGUUCCAUCAACUCCAUCCUUUUCCAAUCAUUCCUUUUCUUUUUGCACCAGGACACGUCAAACCGGAGUGCUUCCAUGAGAAACUCUGCAUUCUCAGCUUCAAAGUAGGAACAGACGCAGGUGUUUUCCUGUCCCAGUAUUGGCUUGUGAUGGUGGAAGUAGUGGAGAACGCUGAGGGGCCAGCGCAGCGUCUCCUCCAGCUGCUGCGAAGGUUUUUCCCCAAAAGGUCCGACGACAUUUCAGCCACAUCGUCUUCCACAGGCAGCGCGGAACAAGUUGGUUCAGUCUUUGCUCAUGAUGAAUGUAUUUCUUUUUUUGGAUUCUUAAACCCAAACUGCAGCUCACUUCUCAUGCAUCAGCGUCCCAGUGAGUGACUCGCAGAGACCUGAGAGGAAUCUCGGCGUGUGAGAGCGCAAUCAUUUUAAUGAGCUGGUUAUGGAAGCCAUCAGCGUCCGUCCGCCGGGGCAGGAGCUGUGGAGACCGGGGAGGAUAAUGACGGCGUCUCUGAUCUCCUUCCAGUCCGAACGUUUGGACUGUCGAUGGUUCAGCCUUGAAACGCAGAGGAGGGACGGAGGAGCGGCGUUUAUUUCUGAAUUACUGAUGCCUUUCCUCUCCUCUCCAGCAGAUUGUAUUUUAAUUUCUCUUCUUGCGGGCGGUGGAAAUCACUGAAGCACAUUUUGAUGAUAAAGCCAAGGGAAACGUAAAGCCAUGAUGAGUUAUCUACCAGAGCUGUAUCAACCAAACAUUCCACUCGUCACAUGCCAUGCUUUCUUUAAGAAAAAAAUUAAGAAAAGUAGCUCAUUUGUUGAUUUCUUGUCUUGUUUUUUGUGGAGAAAAUCUAAAGACCUUUCAGAUUGUCUUAUUGAGCACAGUGUUUGAGCACUGCUGCUUCGUUUGCACUCAGAUUUUUAUUUUCCCUUAAUGUAAAGAAAGUAGAGCAAUAUUGUUUCUUAAUGAGAGCUGAAAAAAUGUCUUUUUUUUAUUUUUGAGUAUUUUCAUUAUUUUGUUUCUCGGUACAAAUGUUUUCCACAUUUUGAUUUCUGACCAAA
Messenger RNA from Salarias fasciatus (jewelled blenny), 3374 nucleotides. It is a transcript of the gene c7h11orf24, whose product is annotated as chromosome 7 C11orf24 homolog. The transcript is spliced from 4 exons. The record is from RefSeq and is a predicted model, not a curated record. NCBI's taxonomy places the organism in Eukaryota, Metazoa, Chordata, Actinopteri, Blenniiformes, Blenniidae. Bases 174 to 1208 code for a protein of 344 amino acids.